Hemicordylus capensis (graceful crag lizard) is the source of this 2662-nucleotide messenger RNA. RefSeq lists its product as uncharacterized. The coding region runs from base 941 to 2662 and encodes 573 amino acids. NCBI's taxonomy places the organism in Eukaryota, Metazoa, Chordata, Lepidosauria, Squamata, Cordylidae. The transcript has 2 exons. The record is from RefSeq and is a predicted model, not a curated record.
CGCCGGGGCCAAGGGGAAGACGGCGGGUGCGGGCGGCACUGAUGGCGGCAGGGCACUCACCACCCGACCAGGAGCCCAGAGGCAACGACAGCGCACCCGGCCCGCCACGAGAGGAGCAAUGGCGGCAGCGGGGCCGGCGUGGCCGGACAGUGGGAAGGGAAAGAUGGCGGGGUCGGCGGCAGCAAUCUGGCCAGCACUCUGGGAGGCGGGAGGGAAGAGGAUCGAUUGUAUCAAACAUCCUGUUGCUGCCUCUUACAGCCUAUAUGCUUUGCAGUGUCUCUCUUUUCACUUUAAAGUAAUAACCCUCUAUGCUAACAUGCUAACAUGAGAAGCACUGUGGCUCAAGCUGCCCUGGAAGACACACAGCCUGCCUGAGCACACAUUUACCUGAAGCCUCACCGAGCACUGUGGCUUUACUUCCAAGUAGGUGCGCAUGGGGCUCGGACUGCUCUCUGGACGUUAAGCUUUACAAGCCUCGCGACGCCGCGGUUUCCCGGGCAGGUGCCCAGGCUGCUCUCCUCCCUGCACGACCCACCCACUUUCUCCAGGCACGCUCCCCGUUCCAGCAGGCAGAGCCCGCUCUGAAUAAGUAACGAGUUGAGGGCAGGCGAACGAGCACGGGUUCACCAUCUCCAGAAGACUGGGGCGUUGCAGCAAGCCGUGCCGCUGGACUGCAACCUGCACCCCUUCAAACCGGGUUCCUGGGUCUGGAUCCGGAAUUUUCGAAAAGACUCUCCACUCCAGCCGCUUUGGGACGGGCCUUACCAAGUGCUUCUGGUUACCCAUACAGCUGUGAAGGUCGCGGAGAGGAGUGCGUGGAUACAUCAUGUCCACAUGAAGCCUGCCGUUGUGGACCAGAGCCCCGUGGUGCCCCCUAUCACGCUGAGGAGACAGAAAAACUCUGAACACUGGAAUAUAGCCUGUCUGUUCGACCCCCAGGAUGAGUCGCCUGUACUGGGGACUGGUUCUGGUUAUCAUUUGCAUGGGGAGUGCAGGGGCGGUGAGACCCUGGGCGAGAAUCCUGUACAAGUGCCAAUGUCCCAAAGACAAGAUCAGAGACUCCCUUCGUAAGUCUGAAAUGAGAAGAAUUAUCAAAUACAUCCACCGCCCCAGCCAGGGAUCCUGCACUCGUGAUGAACUCAUUCUUGAAUUAACUCGCCCAAAUGUCUUUGUCUGUCUUUCCCCUGUUUCCACCAUGAGAAAGUGGGUGGUGGAUUGGCUGGCUGACAAAGGGGGGAGGGCGGGAGACCCUGUCCCCAAUAAGAAAAAACUGUCACUCGAGUGGAAAUUGGUUGUUCAUUCCCCCACUGUUUUGCCCACUUCUACUCCACCAGGAACGGAGGGAGCACAACUGGAGGAAUUCCAGUACUCCCUCAAACAUCAUUUCUUUUUAGAAAUUGCAGCCACUGCCUUAAAUACUUCUGAUUUCUGUGUAGCUCACACCCUUUCAGUGGGAGAGACUUACGCAACCUGCAUGUAUGGUCUGCCUGGUUCCCCCGAGGACCUCCUGCGGGAGGGUGGUUUUAUCCAGGGGGGAGUGGAGAACAUCAGUGCUUCAGCCCUAGGGCCAUCCAGGCCAAAUCCCCACACCAACCAAAGAAAAGCCCAAGUAGGUACAUUGGGAAACGCUCAAAACCCCACUAAAUGCCUGCUGCUAUCCAACCACACAUUGCCAGAAGAUCCUCGUAGGGGAGGGCCAGAUUUGAACAACCCAGAAGUGCCUUUUUCUUUAAAUUGUUCCAGGAUUCAAAAUCUUCAUUCCUCCCUGUUUGAUGUGUAUUUGCCAUUGGGUUUUUUCUUGCUGUGUGGACACCAGGCUUAUACCUAUAUCCCUGCCUAUAGUCAAGGGGGGCCAUGUGCCCUCGGGCGCCUGACUUCUCUCGCAGCCUUGCCCUCCCGAGAGUCUAUACAGAGGAUUCUUGCACAGCCCCAUAGGACUAGAGGAGACUUGGGCAAGGAGGAGUGUGAGGGAGUCGUGGCUUACAUGCCUCGCCUGCUGACCCCUGCUGAGUACAUUGCCCUAGCCUCCUCAAUCGUGGGACUGCCAGGCUCCAACAUCCAACUGCACCAGUUAAUAAAUGGGCUAGCAUGUCUUUUACAGCAGACAGUAAAUAAGACCUCAGAGGCUAUUGCCCUUUUGAUGGAAUUGCUGGACCAAGUUAGAACAGGGGUUCUGCAGAACCGGGUGGCCAUUGAUUACUUACUGUUAAAAAAUAAUUAUGGUUGUGAACAUUUUGAAGGGUUAUGUUGCUUUAACAUCACAGACAACAAAGCCCCUCUUGAAAAGAAGCUGAAGGAACUGCGGGAGGUUACAAAAACUCUAGUCAUAGAGAAAGAGGGGUGGUGGUGGAAAAGUUUCUUUUCUUGGUUGCCAAAUCUCUCGUGGCUUCGAAAUCUUGUGAUAAGUAUUAUAAUCAUUGUUUCACAAGCGCUAAUGGGAUGCUGUUGCUUUCAGUGUUGCUGUAAUCUGUUGUCUAUGAUCCCUAAGGCAAGAUUUGGGGACCACGUGUCUCCUGGUCUCGUCAUGCUGACCAGAGAAGAGAUAGCCGAGAUGAAGGAGCAAAACAGCAUGCUAUAUAAGGAGGUAGCCCCCCAAAAUCGGGGCGGCCGCCUUCCCUUUGAGCUCUGUGUUAUUGCAAUAAAGUUUGAUUUGAAAUUCUGA